CUGCCUACGGUUCCUCCCCAUCAGCUCCUAUAGGGCUCAAGUGCAGACGCCUGCUCACCAGCCUCUGGUCCGGCCCCGCCCCACCUGCUCGGUUCACAUCCCGCCCGCCAAGGGCAGCAGCUGCUCCCGGCUCCAGAGGCAUCCUCAGGGCAGUGGUUCCCGCUGACUGUUCCACCGCGGAGUCUGACCCAGCGAACUCUUCUCUGCCUGGCUUUCCUUGCCUGCGUUGUUUCCAACUGUGUGUCCCUAGCCAUACUGUCUUGGAUUGAGCCCUCUCUUGACUCCUGAAGAGCGGCCAUGGCCACCUACAAAGUCAAGGUGGCCACGGGCACUGACUUCUUUUCGGGGACGCUGGAUUCCAUUUCAUUGACCAUCGUGGGGACCCAAGGAGAAAGCCAUAAGCAGCUGUUGAACCACUUUGGGAGAGACUUUGCCACUGGGGCGGUGGAUGAGUACACGGUGCAGUGCCAGCAGGACCUGGGGGAGCUUAUCAUCAUCCGUCUGCACAAGGAGCCCCAUUCCUUCUUACCCAAGGACCCCUGGUACUGCAACUAUGUGCAGAUCUGUGCCCCCAACUGCCGUGUCUACCACUUCCCAGCUUACCAGUGGAUGGAUGGCUAUGAGACCCUGGCACUCCGGGAGGCCACAGGAAAGACAACAGCAGAUGACACACUCCCCAUCCUUUUGGAACACAGACAAGAAGAGAUCAGAGCCAAGAAGGACUUCUACCACUGGAGGGUCUUCGUUCCUGGCCUUCCCAACUACGUGGACAUUCCCAGUUAUCACCCUCCUGCCCGACGGUGCCGCAACCCCAACCGGCCGGAGUGGAAUGGUUACAUUCCAGGAUUCCCAAUUCUUAUCAACAUUAAGGCCACCAGGUUCUUAAACUCAAAUCUUCGUUUCUCCUUCGUCAAGACAGCCUCCUUCUUCUACCGCCUAGGGCCCAUGGCACUGGCCUUCAAACUGCGUGGCCUGGUGGAUCGGAAACGUUCCUGGAAGAGGCUAAAGGAUAUUAGAAAUAUCUUCCCAGCUACCAAGACUGUUGUCUCUGAGUAUGUGGCUGAGCACUGGAUGGAAGACAGCUUCUUUGGAUACCAGUACCUCAACGGCCUCAACCCAGGCCUGAUCAGAAGAUGUACACAGAUCCCAGACAAAUUCCCGGUUACAGAUGAAAUGGUGGCCCCAUUCCUGGGUGAGGGGACAUGCCUACAAGCAGAGCUAGAGAAGGGGAACAUUUACCUGGCAGACUACCGCAUCCUGGAGGGCAUCCCGACUGUGGAGCUCAACGGUCAUAAGCAGCACCACUGUGCCCCCAUCUGCUUGCUGCACUUCGGUCCUGAUGGCAACAUGAUGCCCAUUGCCAUCCAGCUCAGCCAGACCCCUGGGCCUGACUGUCCCAUCUUCCUGCCCAAUGAUUCCGAAUGGGACUGGCUAUUGGCUAAGACAUGGGUACGCUAUGCUGAGUUCUACAGCCAUGAGGCCAUCGCACACUUGCUGGAGAGCCACCUCAUUGGGGAAGCCUUCUGCCUGGCCCUGCUGAGGAACCUGCCCAUGUGCCAUCCCCUGUACAAGCUCCUCAUUCCUCACACCCGAUACAACGUCCAGAUCAAUAGCAUUGGGCGGGCGCUCCUUCUCAACAAGGGAGGCCUCUCUGCCAGGGCCAUGUCCCUGGGCCUAGAGGGUUUCGCACAGGUGAUGGUCCGGGCUCUGUCGGAGCUCACCUACAAAAGCCUCUGCAUCCCCAAUGACUUUGUGGAGCGUGGGGUCCAGGACCUGCCUGGGUAUUAUUUCCGUGAUGACAGCUUGGCGGUGUGGUAUGCAAUGGAGAGGUAUGUGACAGAGAUCAUCACUUACUACUACCCGAAUGAUGCAGCCGUGGAGGGCGACCCGGAAUUGCAGUGCUGGGUGCAGGAGAUAUUCAAGGAGUGCCUCUUGGAGCGAGAGAGCUCAGGCUUUCCCACCUGCUUGAGAACUGUACCUGAGCUGAUCGAAUAUGUCACGAUGGUCAUGUACACCUGCUCUGCCAGGCAUGCAGCUGUCAACACAGGCCAGCUAGAGUUCACCUCUUGGAUGCCCAACUUCCCAUCAUCCAUGCGGAACCCACCGAUGCAGGCCAAGGGGUUGACUACUCUGCAGACCUACAUGGACACUUUGCCGGACGUGAAGACCACAUGCAUCGUGCUCCUGGUGCUCUGGACUCUCUGCCGGGAGCCUGAUGACAGGCGGCCGCUUGGCCACUUCCCAGACAUCCAUUUUGUGGAGGAGGCUCCUCGGAGGAGCAUCGAGGCUUUCCGUCAGAACCUUGCCCAGAUCUCUCACAACAUCCGCCAGCGCAAUAAGUGCCUCACCCUCCCGUACUACUACCUGGACCCGGUGCUGAUUGAGAACAGCAUUUCCAUCUAGUCACGGCUUCUGCCUCCCUUCCCACACGCCGCCUCCUCUUUUCCAAUAAAAUCACUCCAAACGCUG
Mesocricetus auratus (golden hamster) is the source of this 2469-nucleotide messenger RNA. RefSeq names its product arachidonate 12-lipoxygenase, 12R type (gene Alox12b). Gene Ontology annotation, molecular function: protein binding; iron ion binding; arachidonate 12(S)-lipoxygenase activity. The transcript is spliced from 15 exons. Gene Ontology annotation, biological process: lipid oxidation; linoleic acid metabolic process. Lineage: Eukaryota; Metazoa; Chordata; Mammalia; Rodentia; Cricetidae. The record is from RefSeq and is a predicted model, not a curated record. Bases 298 to 2403 code for a protein of 701 amino acids. Gene Ontology annotation, cellular component: perinuclear region of cytoplasm.